This is a messenger RNA of Danaus plexippus (monarch butterfly), 2107 nucleotides long. RefSeq names its product F-box/LRR-repeat protein 14 (gene Ppa). Gene Ontology annotation, biological process: SCF-dependent proteasomal ubiquitin-dependent protein catabolic process. The record is from RefSeq and is a predicted model, not a curated record. Gene Ontology annotation, molecular function: protein binding. NCBI's taxonomy places the organism in Eukaryota, Metazoa, Arthropoda, Insecta, Lepidoptera, Nymphalidae. Bases 157 to 1473 code for a protein of 438 amino acids. The transcript has a single exon. Gene Ontology annotation, cellular component: SCF ubiquitin ligase complex.
AAUGCCGCCGCAGAGCCUCCGAAUCGAUACACCGCGCGUUACGUGCGUCAGCCAAUAGUAGGACGGCGGGAGGGGAGCGGCGACGACAUCGUCAGUAGAGCGCCGCGGGCCGAGCGGAGCGGUCGUGCGGCAUGACGUGGUGACGGUAACGUUGAGAUGACUGCGUGGACGGAGGAGGUGCUGUCCUGGCGAGACGAGCUGGGCAUCACCGAACUACAUACCAACCGGAGGAAGAACAGAACCGCGCCGUAUAGACUGCACCGGCCGCACCUUGCGAGUCACGUGCCGGAGCCCGAGGUUCAGGGGACGCAUAUAUCGAGGCUGUACCCGGAACUGCUCGCUUUGAUCUUCGAAAGACUGCCGGUGAGGGAUAGAGGCAGGGCGGCUCAAGUGUGUCGCUCGUGGAGGGACGCCGCGGACAGGCGGUCCGUGUGGCGAGGUGUCGAGGCCGCCUUACAUCUUCGCAGGCCUGCCCCCGUUCUGUUCGCGUCGCUGGCGAGGCGAGGUGUGAGGAGACUACAGGUCCUGUCGCUCAGACGAGGACUAAGAGACGCGGUAGCAGCUCUCCCGGGCUUGGAGUCGCUGUCGUUGAGUGGUUGUUAUAGUGUUACGGACGCGGCGUUAGCGAGCGCCUUCGCCACAGAGUUACCGGCUCUUAAACGAUUGGAUCUGUCUCUGUGUAAACAAGUUACGGAUUCUUCUUUGGGGAGGAUAGCGCAGUCUCUGAAGAACUUGGAGGAACUGGAACUGGGAGGGUGUUGCAAUGUGACAGACACGGGACUGUUGUUGAUAGCAUGGGGGCUCAGGAAGUUGAGGAGGUUGAACCUCAGGUCGUGUUGGCAUGUCAACGACGACGGUAUAGCGCAUCUCUGCGGAGGCGGAGAGGCGAGAGGCACACCGGAGUUAGAGCAUCUAGGACUCCAAGACUGCCAGAGGCUGACGGACGAGGCGCUGAAGCACGCCGCUACAGGUCUUCCUAAACUGAAAUCCAUUAAUCUAUCUUUCUGCGUAGCCGUCACUGACGCCGGGUUACGACAUCUGGCGAGGUUACCUCACUUGGAGGACGUGAAUCUCAGAGCGUGCGACGGAGUUUCCGACGCUGGUGUUGCACAUUUAGCGGAGAGCGGCAGGCUGAGGGCUCUGGACGUGUCUUUUUGCGACAAAGUCGGUGACGAAGCCCUGUCUCACGCGACUCUCGGCCUGUCGGGUUUGAGAUGUUUAUCGUUGAGUGCGUGUCGCCUCACGGACGAGGGUCUGGAGAGGGUGGCUAGGUUAUCGCAAUUAGAGACACUUAAUAUAGGCCAAUGUACUCAAGUGACGGACCGGGGCCUGAGAGCCCUGGGGGAAGGUUUGAAGAACCUGAAGGCCAUAGACUUGUAUGGAUGUACGUGCAUAACUCACGAGGGUCUGGAUCACAUCGUGAAGCUGCCGAGGCUGAGUGUUUUAAACCUGGGCCUGUGGCAUGUGCGGUGACCGUUAAAAAACUUGUGAGUACGGACAUAUUAUAAGGGAACGGCCAUUUUGUUUUGUUAUACUGUGAUUUAAAAUUGUUCCGGCGGCUAGUCGAUGAGAAAUCCUAGAUCUUUUUGUUUAUCAUUCAACGUAAUACUAUUAAUGUUUCACGAAAAGGUCUGGCAUUUCGCUUAUUGCUCCAUUAGUUAAAUUAGUUAUUCAUUUAAUUGUUUUUAAUUCGACCUUAUGAUGCCACCGGUCCGCGGCGUGGCGUUGUUGUAAUCUAAUGUACUAUAAUGUAGAUAUAGCUCAUAAACGUACCUAAUUUUUAAUAUUUUUACAGUAAUCUUGUACAUUCCCGUAAUAUAGCAUUUUUCGUAUUUAUUAGUUAAUGCGAUUUGUAAGAUUUUUAAUAUCGUAUGAACUAUUUGCCAAAUAAUCUUAAUGUAUGAACAAACCGAGUCUGGUCAUAACUAUAAGUUACGUUUCAUUUCUCCCCGCCAUUUCUUAUAUUGUAAUUUUAUUUUUUCAUGUUUUUUUUUUUUUAUUAUUUCUGUGUAAGGUCGAAUUAAAAUGUCUCCUUUUUUUAUUAUUUGUUGUACAAAACUAUUGUAAUAUAGAUGAAUUGUAUUAAAAGUCAUUGUUUAAGUUGCUA